Microthlaspi erraticum is the source of this 270-nucleotide messenger RNA. Lineage: Eukaryota; Viridiplantae; Streptophyta; Magnoliopsida; Brassicales; Brassicaceae. The record is from the annotation of a GenBank genome assembly.
AUGACCUCGUUAAACAGCUCGUCGAAACGGGAUGAGGCGCCACUGCGCGCUCAUGUCUUCCAGACUCUCGUCCCACCGAUGAGCUCGCCAAUGAGCCCUCAUCUCACGAUAACGACAAAGCAUCCCGAAAAAGGGAACGCGAAGUCGGAAUCACUUCCCAAGAAUCGCCUCUUUCACACAAGAAGCGUUUCGACCCGACCCAGUGUUCAGAGAGCUCAGCUCGCGCCGCAGCUCAAUGACCCUCGCGGUCACCCGCCCACCCGCACCUAA